GAAAAGCACCCAGAAUCCCCUGAUCUAAACGAGUAAACAGUCCGAAACUGGGGCGUAAUCUUUAAGUUUUGCAAGAUACUCUUAAAAAGCAUUUCGUAAGCAUGACCGACAACAAGAACGAUAAGACGAAAGUCGAUCUCGGAUUGCUCGAGGAAGACGAUGAGUUUGAAGAAUUUCCCGCGGAAGGUAAUUUCUUAACGUAUUGGACCGCAAAGGAUGAAGACAGCGAUGAUAUCAGCGUCUGGGAGGACAAUUGGGACGAUGAUGACGUUGAAGAUGACUUCAAUCAACAGCUGAGAGCACAACUAGAGAAGCAGAAGGCUACAAAUGAUGCACCCAAGAAAAAUUAAUUAGUUUGUAAUGUACGA
Messenger RNA from Mycetomoellerius zeteki, 368 nucleotides. It is a transcript of the gene Sem1, whose product is annotated as Suppressor of exocyst mutations 1. Lineage: Eukaryota; Metazoa; Arthropoda; Insecta; Hymenoptera; Formicidae. The coding region runs from base 102 to 350 and encodes 82 amino acids. Gene Ontology annotation, cellular component: proteasome regulatory particle, lid subcomplex; proteasome complex. The record is from RefSeq and is a predicted model, not a curated record. The transcript has 3 exons. Gene Ontology annotation, biological process: double-strand break repair via homologous recombination; proteasome assembly; mRNA export from nucleus.